AUGCCGCUAAUCAACGACGACGGCGGCGGCGGCGGCGACGACGAUGACGACAUGAUGGAGCUCAUUCCGGAUUUGGCGAUCUACACCAUCCUGACCCGCCUGCCGCCAUCGUCGGCCACGAGGUCCAAGCUCGUCUGCAAGAGCUGGUCCUCCAUGGUCUCCAGCCGCUCCGGCCAGGGCAGCGCCGAGCUCCUCAACCCGGCCACCGGCGGCUGCCUCCAGCUGGGCGGCGACCGCGCCCAAGACCGCGACACGAGGACGGCCGCCGAGCAGCUCCCCUGGUACUGCCUCGGCCGCUGCGGCGGCGAGCAGCAGUGCUACAAGGUGGUCCGCCUCGACGUCCGGCUGCCGUACAACGGGCGCCCGCACGUGACGUGCGAGGUGUGCGCCCUUGACCGGGACGCCCUCAGGCGGCGCCAAUGGCGGUGGCAGGAGGUCGCCGUCUUGGACGUGGCCUGCUGCCCCACCGGCCGUGGCGUGCACAUCGGCGGCGUCGUCUACUACCUCGUCGAUUUAGUCUACAGCUCCGUCGUCUCCUUCGACCUCUCGACCCACGUGUUCGGCCACAUGGACCACCCGGGGACGGCCGACGGCAUGGUGGCGUCGCUCUCCGAGCUCGACGGCCGGCUCUGCGCGUCGAUGGUGCCCGCCGGUGUCCUGGACUCCUGCGGAGACGGCGGGGCGAGGAACAUGGACGUGUGGGUGCUCACCGGUGAUGACGAGAACGGCGGAAAGAGGUGGACCCACAAGUACACGUUUGAGCUGGACGGCACCGCGCGGCACGUCCCGCGGCCGCUGUUCGUCACCGGCGACGGGAUGCUUGUCAUGAAGUGCGCCGACGGCUCGCUCUGCCACUACGACGUUUGGGCUAAAAGCGGCUCCGGCAGCUCCAUGGACGACGGUGAGGUCUUGGUGUUCCAGCACAAGAGCAGCGGGCGGCGGAUGACCGGAACCACCGCCGACGUCUUCGUAGAGAGCUUGCUCCCCCUGCGCACCAUCCUCAAAGGCAAUUAGAAGUUUGCAAUGUGGCCUUGUGAUGACAGUUUAAUAGCUCUACCUAAUUGACUCCCCAGUUUUUUUUUUGACGGGGAAAUUGACCCCCAGUUAAAAUCGAACGUUUCGUCCUAAUUUUAGCAAUUUUGUUCUUCAUCUGUCAUUUAAUUUCGUUGCUUAAUUAUUUUGUUUGAUAGCUUAUAACCGCAAAGACAGAUCUUAGAAAAAUGAACAAUUAUUCUGUCAUUAUUUUCGUCAUCAUUUAUGUAACUGAUAUUGUCCAUUACAUGAUAUAAUUGGUAUAGAGGUGAUUUCAUGAUCUUUUUUUGCUGGUGCUAGCCAAAACUAACCUUCAGAUGGAAAUGCAGACUUGAGAUGGAUUUGUUUUCCAGAUUUUUGGGAAAUCUGAAAUUAUUGAAUAAUUAUAAUCUAGGAAACUGAGAAUUACUACGAUAUUGUCCAUCGUUGUGGGAUGAAUUACGAGCCUGAAAUUUCAGGGAAAAAUUAUAAUCUAUGAAAGUGAGCAUUGUGAUCUGGUAGAACAACAGCACUGCUGCAUAAUGCUCCGAGAAGACACUCCAGGAACUAGCAUAUUCUAUAUGCAGAUUGCAUGAUGCUUUCUGGAGUAUGUCGGCGUAAGUCAAUAUGCCAAGUCAAUUGAAAAGAAAACAUAUAACAUCACAAGUAACAUACGCAGGCGACAAAAGAGACAUCGGCAGGUAAUUCCAUCGACAAACAGGGAAUCGUAGUAUGGAGUAGAAUACAAAGAAUACAUACAGGCAGGGAUUGCAUCAUCCAUCAUGAGAGGUAUUGGCUUUGUCAGAUUCCUGGGCACUGCCUAUGA
Molecule: messenger RNA, 1837 nt
Organism: Brachypodium distachyon (stiff brome)
Lineage: Eukaryota; Viridiplantae; Streptophyta; Magnoliopsida; Poales; Poaceae
Exons: 2
Coding region: 1-1014 (337 amino acids)
Molecular function (GO): protein binding
Source: RefSeq, a predicted model, not a curated record